Molecule: messenger RNA, 1733 nt
Organism: Owenia fusiformis
Lineage: Eukaryota; Metazoa; Annelida; Polychaeta; Sabellida; Oweniidae
Source: the annotation of a GenBank genome assembly
CAUAAUGCAACUCCUGGCAUGUAUUAUUGUCUCUAUGGUUGGCAAGGUUACCUGUGACAACAUCACAACCAUGGGAACAGGUAAAACAAUGGGGCAACAUUUGAGUACUGCAAUCUCCCUGCUUGAAGCUACAAGUCAACAACAAGAUGAUUCCAUGAUUAAUGCCACUAAGGUGAACCUCAAUGUGACAGCCAGUAAUGAAAACAAAAUUGAGGAAAUCGAUUGGCGAGAUAUGCCGGAUACACAGACUGCAAAACUAGUUUGGAAAAUAGGUUCUCCAACAAUUAUUUGCAUUGGACUGAUUGGAAACAUUCUGACAAUAACCGUCCUCUGUGCAACAAGAAUGCGUAAAACGACAUCAUCAUUGUAUCUUACAAUACUAGCCAUCAGUGAUUGUAUGGUGUUGAUUUGUGGUCUAGGUCGUCGUUGGGUGUCAUACCAGUGGGGUAAAGAUAUUCGUAAUCAGCAUGAAUUGGCGUGUAAGAUUCACAUGUUUCUCACAUACACAUUCAUAGAUUUCUCAGCAUGGUUGUUGGCAGCAGUGACUGUUGAUCGAGUUAUCACGGUGUAUAUGCCACUUCACGCACGGCGCAUCAGUACAAAGAAGAACGCAGCAAUAGCAAUUAUUGUUACAUUUGUCGUUCUCAUGGGGAUUAAUGCACAAAUUCUGUUCACACAUGGCAACAGAACGAUUCCAUGGAACGGUGGCUUUUACACAUAUCCCUGCACUUAUAACGAUGGCAAUGUUUUCUUCCAUAACAUUGUCUGGAAGUGGAUUGAUGGAGCCGUUUCAUCUUAUCUGCCAUUCUUCAUUUUGAUCAUCAGCAAUAUCGUGAUUGCAAUCCAACUACUUCGAUCAGCUGAGAUGCGUAAGAAAACAAUGAAUGUGUCUAAACAGUCUGGUGAUAGCACAGCCUCUUUGUCCAUCAUGUUGAUAACUAUCAGUAUGGUAUUUCUGGUACUCACUGGUCCAGUUGUGGUCUACCUCAUUACAUGGGACCAAUGGCAUGAAGAUAAAUCACAUGCUAAUAUAUCCAAGUUGCGGCUUGUCUGGGCAUGCCUCAACAUGCUCCUUUACAGCAACUACUGCGUUAACUUUUUUAUGUAUUGUUUGAGCGGGAAGAGAUUCAGAAGUGAGAUGAUGAUUCUGUUUCGUUGUACAUCUCGUAAAAGGAAUGGGCACUUGCGUAACAGUACCAUGGCAACUGGUAGCACAAUGGCCUCUGUCAACAAUGUUUCCAUGACGACAGCAUCUGAGGCAUCACUAAACAACAAACUGUAAUAUUGACGAAUACCAGAUACUCUCAAAAGAAAUGAAUGUCACAACACCACUUUACUGUGUAUAUAAUUCAAAUAGUUUACCCUACAAUGAAUGGAUGGCAUAGACCAGGAGCUUUGAACUUGUGACAUCAUUAUGUACAUAAAUAAAUAAGUAAUCAUUUUCAAAUUCUGGCCCUUCACAUGACAACUGAUUCUAUGAGGAAACAAGGACCGGACAAGCAGCAUGGUUCUUUAAAAUAAUUGAAAUAAACAGUUUUAGUUUCAAUACAAUUACUUUUGGGGCACCCUGUAUCCAGUUAACAAGGAAGAAAUUGAAAUGAAGAAGUGUUGCUUGAAAAAUAUCAAUAUCAUUCAUUCCUAAUAAUAAGACAAGAACAUUGAAAGGCAAUAUCCUUUGACUAUGAAUAAGUGCUAUUUGAUUCCAUGAUAAGUCAAUAAUGAAUUAACUCUGC